AUCCAGCAACAAUUUUCGGAGAGCAUCCAUAAUUCUUCUACCGUCUUUUUGUAUAAUCAAAUGGCUCGUACCAAGCAGACAGCAAGAAAAUCUACCGGAGGAAAGGCUCCGAGGAAGCAAUUGGCCACCAAAGCGGCAAGGAAGUCGGCUCCGGCCACCGGUGGAGUCAAGAAGCCACACAGAUUCAGGCCUGGAACCGUCGCUUUGAGAGAGAUCAGGAAGUACCAGAAGAGCACUGAGCUUUUGAUCAGGAAACUUCCGUUCCAGAGGCUCGUGAGAGAAAUCGCUCAGGAUUUCAAGACCGAUCUACGAUUCCAGAGCUCCGCCGUGGCUGCUCUCCAGGAGGCUGCCGAAGCUUACCUUGUUGGACUCUUCGAGGACACAAAUCUGUGCGCGAUCCAUGCUAAAAGAGUCACUAUCAUGCCUAAGGAUAUUCAGCUUGCUCGGAGGAUUCGUGGUGAGAGGGCUUUCAUUCUUCGUUCUUCGAUAUUUUUCUUCUCUAAACGCAUUUUCAUCCAAAUGGCUCGUACUAAGCAAACCGCCAGGAAAUCCACCGGAGGAAAGGCUCCUAGGAAGCAACUUGCCACCAAGGCCGCCAGGAAGUCUGCUCCGGCUACUGGAGGUGUGAAGAAGCCCCACAGAUUCAGGCCUGGAACCGUCGCCUUGAGAGAAAUCAGGAAGUACCAGAAGAGUACCGAGCUUCUUAUCAGGAAGCUGCCGUUUCAGAGGUUAGUGAGGGAAAUCGCACAGGAUUUCAAAACUGAUCUGCGUUUCCAAAGCUCGGCUGUCGCUGCUCUCCAGGAGGCUUCUGAGGCCUAUUUGGUUGGACUCUUUGAGGACACCAAUCUCUGUGCAAUUCAUGCCAAGAGGGUCACUAUCAUGCCAAAGGACAUGCAACUCGCUCGCAGAAUCCGUGGUGAGAGAGCUUAGAGAUAGGGUUUCAGUUCGUUUCCCCAUGGAUAGUUCACCUCUUGUGAAAAUCGUGGUAGAUCUGGCUUGUUUUCUAGUUUUAUGUUUCCUGAUUUCAAUGUGUAGUAACAUAUGUUUGGUAAAUCGAUGUUAUCAAUGGAUUUCAAAUGAUUAUUAACAUUCCAGUUCUUCUC
This is a messenger RNA of Cynara cardunculus var. scolymus (artichoke), 1103 nucleotides long. RefSeq names its product histone H3-like centromeric protein CSE4. The record is from RefSeq and is a predicted model, not a curated record. The transcript has 2 exons. The coding region runs from base 61 to 930 and encodes 289 amino acids. Gene Ontology annotation, molecular function: structural constituent of chromatin; DNA binding; protein heterodimerization activity. Gene Ontology annotation, cellular component: nucleosome. Lineage: Eukaryota; Viridiplantae; Streptophyta; Magnoliopsida; Asterales; Asteraceae.